GAGCGAACGCACCACGUGCUCCUCCAUGUGUACGGCAUGGCGAACUGGACGCAGGAAGACGGAGCUCCGAAACCCGUCACGAACCCCGCGGAUGUGUCGACGGUAGCGCAGAUAUCCAGUGGAAGUGUCGCCGGCGGAGUCUCCGCGCCGGUUCCGUGUCUCAUCCCGUCGUUCGCGGACGCGGUGAAGCUGCUGAGCGCGCGGUACUCGUGUCUCGUGCUGGACUCGCACCGCAGACACAUCGCGCUGCCGCCGCAGUACCUGCGGAAGAAACGCACCGGUAUACAGGAGGAACUCAACGCCGAGCUGCUCAAAUUCUCCAGCAGUCUGAAAGGUGUUCCUAUGGCAUAUGACAGCAUUAAAGUCGUAGGACAGCAUGGAGAUAUUCAUGACGAUCAAGGGUUCAUUCACUUCAACAUCGAGGCGUCGUUCGUAGUCUUCAAACCAAAGAAAGGAUCGAAGCUCGUGGGUGUGAUUAAUAAAAUGGGAGUGGGUCACGUGGGCUGUCUGGUUCACGGCUGCUUUAACGCGUCGGUGGUGAAGCCCAGUCUGCUGAGCUCAGAGCAGUGGAGGGACUCUGGACUGAGUGUCGGACAAAACCUGGAGUUUGAGGUCUUCCAGCUGGACGCCGAUACUGCAGGAGUUCUGCUGAUCCGAGGACGGCUGGAGAAGUCCAGAGUGCAAGAGCUUGUGGCCCAAACCGAACACAAGGAAUCAAUGGUAGAAUUAACUACAGAACCAGAAUCCACAGAAGACACAAUCGACAGCCCGAAACCCAAGAAGAAAGACAAGCAUGAGAAAGAGUCUCAGAACGACAGAGGCCUGGAGCUAACGUCAGAAAACCACCAAACCGCCGCAGACACGGCAGAGAUAGACUCCAAUGCAAACGGACAUCACAAAGAGAAGAAGAGGAAGAAGAAAGACAAACGAGCAGAGAUGGACUCCAAUGCAAACGGACAUCACAAAGAGAAGAAGAGGAAGAAGAAAGACAAACGACAGGAGUCGGAUGAGAUCUUGCCCUCCGAGCUCUCGACGAGCGACUCCAGCAGAUACGUGAGCGAUAAAACCAGCAGAAAGAGAGCGGCCGAGAGCAACGACGGCCUGCAGGACGCGCCCGCCGCCAAAAAGAAGAAAAAGAGCAAGUGAUUUCACUCACAGACUGUUUCAUGAACUAUAAGCGAUGAGCCCGAUGUGACAG
Messenger RNA from Sinocyclocheilus grahami, 1198 nucleotides. RefSeq names its product DNA-directed RNA polymerase I subunit RPA43-like. NCBI's taxonomy places the organism in Eukaryota, Metazoa, Chordata, Actinopteri, Cypriniformes, Cyprinidae. Gene Ontology annotation, cellular component: RNA polymerase I complex. The coding region runs from base 37 to 1146 and encodes 369 amino acids. The transcript has 4 exons. The record is from RefSeq and is a predicted model, not a curated record. Gene Ontology annotation, biological process: transcription elongation by RNA polymerase I; DNA-templated transcription initiation.